Messenger RNA from Ambispora leptoticha, 139 nucleotides. NCBI's taxonomy places the organism in Eukaryota, Fungi, Glomeromycota, Glomeromycetes, Archaeosporales, Ambisporaceae. The record is from the annotation of a GenBank genome assembly.
AUGACAAAAUAUAAAGUAAACGACCACGUGAAAUAUUAUCCGAAAGAAAAUAACACUAAUGAGACUGCGACCGGUGUUAUUAAGAAAACUUUAGAUGACGGAACUUACCGAAUCAAACCCGAUGACGGCGGCAGCGAAG